Lampris incognitus (smalleye Pacific opah) is the source of this 2831-nucleotide messenger RNA. Its product is annotated as tripartite motif-containing protein 16-like protein. The transcript has 6 exons. Gene Ontology annotation, molecular function: protein binding; zinc ion binding. The record is from RefSeq and is a predicted model, not a curated record. The coding region runs from base 144 to 1928 and encodes 594 amino acids. NCBI's taxonomy places the organism in Eukaryota, Metazoa, Chordata, Actinopteri, Lampriformes, Lampridae.
AGGAAAACGGGAGGGGUUGAAAUAGGAGAGGGAUCUGUGCGGCCGACCCAAAGAAAGUCCUUAGGCGUGGUUCUCAAUUCUUUCCUUGUGUAGUCACAAGGGGCCCUCGGAUCUUGAUCAGGGCAGGCUGGAGCAGCGUCUGCAUGCAGAGCGGAGUAGACUACAAGGACGGCGUAGCACAGAGAGCCAUCGUUUCGCACCCCGGCUGCGAGUACGGGGCCAAUCCAAGGGGCAAAGACCACUCUGACCCGACAGCCAACGCCGCACAUAGCGCCUCAGACAUGGAGACUCCCAGGGCACGCGGCCAGGAGGAUGAGGAAGGUGGAAGUCCGCCGCCCACUGAGAAGCAGGACACCUCAAACGCAGAUGACGCGCCGAAGGAUGCUGAUGCCACAGGUACAUCCGGGGACAGUGAAGACCAGCUCCCGGACGACGUCCUGUGUGACUCCUGCAUCGACGACCCCAGCAAGGCCUUAAAAUCCUGCCUGACCUGCCUAGUGUCUUACUGCCAAGUCCAUCUCAGACCCCACCUGGAGAAGGCCAAAUUUCAGAACCAUCGGCUGGUGGAGCCCCUCCAUGACAUCGAGUGUCACAGCUGCGAGGUCCACCGGCUUCCCCUGGAGCUCUUCUGUAUGACGGACAGAUUGUGCGUCUGCCGGGACUGCGGGAGCCAAGAGCACGAGGGGCACGCCACCGCGUCUCUCGGGGAGGCACGCAAACAGAUCCAGUGUGUGGUUUGGUAUCUGGCACACAUGCUUAAGUUUAGCUGCAUGCAGGCGGAGCUGCAGAAGAAGCAGGAGGGGAUCACUCACGGCAUCUCCGCAGCCGGGACGGCGAUCGACAAGCUACAGAGCAACGUUUCACUGGUUAAGAGCGCUGUGGAGAGUGUUUGUGUUGUGAUGGAGCAGCAGUUCGCCAGGCUGCAGAAAACUGUGGAGGAGGCCAGAGGCGGGGCGGCCGAGCUGCUGGAGGCCGAGCAAAAACAGGCUCUCAGACAGGCGGAGGGCAUCCAGGCACAUCUGGAGCAGAGGCAGGCAGAGAUGAAAAAAACAUUGUCUCGAAUCGACAAACUGUCAAGGAACAAGGCUGAUGUGGAUUUCCUGCAGGAGUACUCACGGUGGACGAAGGGAGAGGUCGACUUGUCUCUGCCUGCUGUGUACAUCCGGCUCUCGGACCAGCUAGCCUCGUUCAGCCGCGUGGUGACCGAAACAACUCAGGAGCUGUGCAGCCAGGUCCUCUCCUGCUACCAGGAGAAACUGAGCGAGCUCUGCAAAAGCGGUAUGAACUCUAUGGUCCAAGUCCAGACACCAGAAUCCCAGCUCUCAUCUCUGUCUGACCCUGAGACUCGAAAGGAAUGCCUGAAAUACGCGAGGAGUUUGACCUUUGACCCGGACACCACCCAUCAUUUCCUGAGACUGACAGAGGACAACCGAAAGCUGACCAACACCAGUCCCUGGCAGCACAGCUACCCAGACAACCCCUGGCGCUUUCAGUACUGGCGCCAGGCAGUGACAUCAGAGAGCCUUUACCUGGGGAGGCAUUACAUCGAAGCCGAGCUGAGCGGAGAAGGCGCCCACGUAGGAGUCACCUACAAGAGCAUCGAUCGUAAGGGAGAGCAAAGCAGCAGCUGCAUCACCGGGAACGACUUCUCCUGGUGUCUGGGGAGGAACAUGCGAGGGCUGUCGGUGUGGCACGCCGAUGUCGAGACGCCCUUGGAAGCGGCUGAUAUCACAAGGGUUGGGUUAUACAUUGACUUUUACAGAGGCUCAAUCGCCUUUUAUGAUGUGACCGGUCCCAUGACGCUGCUCCACAAGUUCAAGGCGGAUUUCAUGGAGCCCUUGUACGCUACUGCCUUGCUCUCCAAAAAGGACGGUAUGGUUUCCCUGGCUAAUGCCAAUCACCCCUCGUUCAAAGACGGCUCUUUGUAGCCCAGCACAAUAUGCCAACAUCUACCAUCCCAGAAGCUUUGGGGGGGGGGGGGUCUUUGGAAUUUUUCCCCCUUUUUCUCCCCAGUUGUACCUGGCCAAUCACCUCGCUCUUUGAGCCAUCCCAGUCACUGCUCCAACCCCUCUGCCAAUCCAGGGAGGGCUGCUGACUACCACAUGCUUCUUCUGAUACGUGUGGAGUUGCCAGCCGCUUCUUUUCACCUGACAGUGAGGGGUUUCACCAGGGGAGACAUAGCACGUGGGAGGAUCUCGCUAUUCCCCCCAGUUCCCCUUCCCCCCUGAACAGGCACCCUGACCGACCAGAGGAGGCGCUAGUGCAGCGACCAGGACACAUACCCAUAUCUGGCUUUCCACCUGCUGACACGGCCAAUUGUAUCGGUAGGGAUGCCCGACCAAGCCGGAGAUAACACGGGGAUUCGAACCAUGAUCCCCGUGUUGUUCGGCAACGGACUAGACCGCUAUGCUACUCGGAUGCCCCGAAUCUCGGGUUUUUAAUGGGAAAAUUAGCAUAUUGUUUACUGGAUUUGCAUACCCCAAACGAAAAAGGAGAUGAGAAUUAGAUGAGAGCUUCUGCUGAGAAUGAGAGGCGGUUUUAUUCCAAUGUGAUUUUACAGAACUGAAUUUUAAAAAGUGCUACAGGACUAUUUUCUGCUUUCCAGUUUUGACAAACCAACUCAUACAAUGUUUGAGCAGAGGGAGGUUAAGAAAUGAGGCACUUCUACUGAUCUGUAUUAAAUUAGUAAAAAUCGUGAUUACAUGUCAACAUGGCCUGUGUUUCUCAUGAGGUCUCAUUAGCAUAUUCAGUGACACCGCUGAGUUAUCGUGGAAUUUUUUGGCAUAUUUAUGUCCUUUGAAGUGAAUAUAAAUCUUGAGCUCAUUAUCUUU